Messenger RNA from Olea europaea var. sylvestris, 1121 nucleotides. RefSeq names its product PHD finger protein ING1-like. Gene Ontology annotation, cellular component: nucleus. The coding region runs from base 112 to 822 and encodes 236 amino acids. The transcript is spliced from 7 exons. Lineage: Eukaryota; Viridiplantae; Streptophyta; Magnoliopsida; Lamiales; Oleaceae. The record is from RefSeq and is a predicted model, not a curated record.
UUGAAAAACUGGAUAAUAUAACUACCACGCACAGCUUUUAGUUUUUUCCAUCCUUGGGAGGGAGAUUUGUUUAAUUUUCAUUCGAAAUUUGCAAGUUUUCUCCUGUAAAGUAUGUCUUUCAUCGAUGAAUUUCAGUCCAAUUUGGAAGCGCUGCCAAAUACCUUGCAAAGGAAAUACUCAUUGUUGCACGAUUUGGAUAAAAGUUUACAAGAAAUCCAGCGACAAAAUGAGCAACGCUGUGAACAGGAAAUAGAUGAUAUGAAGCGUGGUAUUAAGUCUGGUAACAUUACGCCAAAUUGUUCGCUUCUAAAAUUCUCGGAUGAUGCUCUGGAUGAGCAGAAACAUGCCAUCAGGAUUGCUGACGAGAAAGUUGCAUUGGCUAGUCAGGCCUAUGAUUUGGUAGAUUCUCAUAUUCAGCAGCUUGAUCAAUAUCUGAAAAAAAUUGAUGAAGAUCAGCGGCGAGAAAGAGAAAAUGUGGCAGCAACUGGAUCAGCUUCCACAGCUCCCGAUCAUAUAAUGAAAGCUGGAAAGGCUGGUGAGAGUAGCAACAGAGGACGUAAAAAGACUCGUCUUGCUACAGCUACAGUGGCAACACCAACAGCGAAUACAACUAGUAUGGAGCUAGAUCUACCAGUUGAUCCCAAUGAACCAACAUAUUGUUUCUGCAACCAAGUGAGCUAUGGAGAAAUGGUUGCUUGUGAUAAUCCUGAUUGUAAGAUAGAAUGGUUCCACUAUGGCUGUGUUGGUCUGAAAGAACAACCCAAGGGCAAAUGGUACUGCUCAGAUUGUGCUGGGAAGCGAAAGCGUAAGAAAGGUAGAUGAUGGAUUCCGCUCUACGUGCUUUUCUCUACGGUCCUACAUUGCUGAGUUCAGGUGUGGAUAUAAUUGAAAAUUAGAAACUAUAUGCAUCUUCAUUUUCGUGGUAAAUUUAUGCCUGCUCUUAGGAUUGGAUUUACAAGAUGCAAAUAGUAUCUUUGUGCAAGUAUUUUUAAUCUAUGGACGCGUGUGAACAUUUGUAUAUUUUACACAGACUGUAUAUUAUCAGGCACAAUUUAUUUACGAAUUACUCUGAAAUUGCAGCAAAAUUUGUUGAUAUUACAGGAUUGGCGUGUAUAUUUUCA